UUGAAACCGUAACAAAGUGGUUCAAAAUGUCUGCCGCGAGUGAAUCAAAGGACGAAGAUUUGGUUGCAAAAUUAGGAAGUGAUUUGAAAAUAAGAGUCAGCUCAGUAUUAAACAAGAAUGUAAAGCAGUAUGGUAAAAAGUUUAUGUUUGAUGGCAAGGAAGAUACUUGUUGGAAUUCAGACCAGGGUCAGCAGCAAGUCAUUGGCUUUCAAUCCAGCUGUCCUGUUCUGAUCAAUGAAAUACAAAUUCAGUUCCAGGGAGGGUUUGCUGGAAAAGAGUGUGAGCUUGAAAUGCAAUCUGAAGACGGGAAAGUGACAACUUUUAACUUUUAUCCUGAAGAUAUCAACCAAAUGCAAAUAUUUCCUGUUCCUUCAACUGUCUUGACUAGUUCAUUCAAACUGAACUUUAACACUAGUACUGAUUUCUUUGGACGAAUCAUUAUUUAUCAGUUGAAACUUUUUGGGAAGACUUUAUAGUACAAAUAUCAAUCAGAAUUUUAGCUAUUAAUGAUAUCUUCAUUAAGAUUUAUCCAUUAAGUUAUUCUUUCUUCUUU
Molecule: messenger RNA, 553 nt
Organism: Rhopilema esculentum
Lineage: Eukaryota; Metazoa; Cnidaria; Scyphozoa; Rhizostomeae; Rhizostomatidae
Product: nuclear receptor 2C2-associated protein
Source: RefSeq, a predicted model, not a curated record